AUGAAACAGGAAACUUGUCAAACCUUCAGGACUCAAAAUGUUCAGGGGCCAUCCCCCAGGUUAUGAAAAAUUCCAUAGAAAGCAAAGGCCAAAGACUCUGGAGCCAGCCAAUUCCACUUUUUACAAUGGAUUUUCAGGACUCAGACUGCAGAUGCCGCCUGAUAGGGCAUCGACGGCGGUCAUAUUGGAGCCCCCAGGCCUGCUGUUGCAGUCCACUGCACUCCCGGGCCCAGGACGGCAUGGUGAGGCCUCGGCAGCUCAGAGGUCUGGGGAUUUGCAUUGCUGCAGCGCUGGCGUCUUUUGUCGCCGGCUUUACUAUGGGCUGGCUUAUUAAACCUUUGAAAGAAACAUCCACUUCAGCUCAUUCUCAUCAGAGGAUGCAGUGGACUCUGUUAUCGGAAAUGAAGGCUGAAAACAUCAGAUCUUUUCUCCGGUCCUUUACAAUAUCUCCCCAUCUGGCAGGAACAGAACAAAAUUUACUGCUUGCCAAAAAAAUCCAAACACAGUGGAAGAAAUUUGGAUUAGAUUCAGCCAACUUGGUUCAUUAUGAUGUUCUCUUAUCUUACCCAAAUGAGACAGAUGCAAACUAUGUAUCGAUUGUGGAUGGCCAUGGAACUGAGAUUUUUAAAACUUCAUACCUUGAACCACCACCAGAUGGAUAUGAGAAUGUCACAAACAUCGUACCGCCCUAUAAUGCCUUUGCAGCCCAGGGCAUGCCAGAGGGAGAACUUGUCUAUGUCAACUAUGCUCGCACUGAAGACUUCUUCAAGCUAGAAAGAGAGAUGAACAUCAACUGUACUGGGAAGAUUGUUAUUGCAAGAUAUGGGAAGAUAUUUCGAGGAAAUAAAGUGAAAAAUGCCAUGCUAGCCGGAGCCUUGGGAAUCAUCCUGUACUCUGAUCCAGCUGACUACUGUGCCCCCGAGGUACAGCCGUAUCCCAAAGGAUGGAACCUUCCUGGAACUGCAGCACAGAGAGGAAAUGUCUUAAACCUAAAUGGGGCAGGUGACCCGCUUACGCCAGGCUAUCCAGCUAAAGAGUACACCUUCAGACUUCAAGUUGAAGAAGGAGUAGGAAUUCCGAGUAUACCCGUACAUCCAAUAGGAUAUAAUGAUGCAGAGAUACUAUUACGAAACUUGGGAGGAACUGCUGCCCCAGACAACAGCUGGAAGGGAGCUCUAAAUGUCAGUUACAAUAUCGGGCCUGGCUUUAUAAGAAGCAAAUUUUCCAGGAAAGUUAGAAUGCAUGUCAGUAACAUUAACAGAAUCACAAGGAUUUACAAUGUGAUUGGAACUAUCAGAGGGUCUCUGGAACCUGAUAGGUAUGUCAUUCUGGGAGGUCAUCGUGACUCCUGGGUGUUUGGAGGGAUUGACCCUACCACGGGGACUGCAGUUUUACAAGAGAUUGCCCAAAGUUUUGGAAAACUGAUGGAUCGAGGCUGGAGACCUAGGAGAACUAUCAUUUUUGCCAGCUGGGAUGCAGAAGAGUUCGGGCUGCUGGGUUCAACUGAAUGGGCUGAAGAGAACGCAAAGAUCUUACAGGAGAGAAGCAUUGCUUACAUCAACUCAGAUUCAUCGAUAGAAGGCAAUUACACCCUACGAGUUGACUGUACUCCUCUUCUUUACCGGUUGGUGUAUAAAGUGGCAGGAGAGAUCUCCAGCCCUGAUGAUGGUUUUGAAAGCAAAUCACUUUAUGAAAGCUGGCUGGAAAAAGACCCUUCACCUGAAAAUAAAGUUUUUCCUAGAAUCAAUAAGCUUGGAUCUGGAAGUGAUUUUGAAGCUUAUUUUCAGAGACUUGGAAUUGCUUCAGCCAGAGCUCGCUACACUAAGAACAGGAAAACAGAUAAAUACAGUAGCUAUCCUGUAUACCACACCAUCUAUGAGACGUUUGAAUUAGUAGAGAAGUUUUAUGACCCCACAUUUAAAAAACAGCUUUCUGUGGCUCAGUUGCGAGGAGCAUUGGUAUAUGAGCUUGCAGACUCUGUAAUCAUUCCUUUCAACGUUCAAGACUAUGCAAAAGCCUUGAAAACCUAUGCAGCAAGUAUCUUCAAUUUAUCCAGGAAACAUAACCAGCAACUAAGAAAACAUGCAGUGUCAUUUGAUUCCUUAUUUUCUGCUGUGACAAACUUUUCAGAGGCUGCUUCAGACUUUCAUAGAAGACUCACAAAAGUUGAUCUUACUAAUCCUAUUGCAGUGAGAAUUGUGAAUGACCAACUGAUGCUUCUGGAAAGAGCAUUCAUAGAUCCUCUUGGUUUACCCGGGAGGCGGUUCUACAGGCACAUCAUCUUUGCUCCAAGUAGCCACAACAAAUAUGCUGGAGAAUCAUUCCCUGGGAUUUAUGAUGCCAUGUUUGAUAUUGAAAAUAGAGCAGACCCUCACUUGGCUUGGGCAGAAGUGAAGAAACAUAUUUCUAUUGCAGCUUUCAUGAUUCAAGCAGCAGCAGGGACCCUGACAGAUGUGUUAUGAAGUUUUUGUCAAGUAGCUUCAUCAGUAGAAGUACUGCAGUGUUUGAGAGUCAAGCCGUCAGAGGGAGUCUCGCUCAUAUGGACUCAUUGGUAGAGGCUGUUGAGAGUCUGAAGACAAAAUGUCUUUUUCUCUGGUGAUUCAAGAGGCCAGGACAUUCUAAAACCAUGAUUAUUAGAGAUCAUGUUUUGUACUUCCACCGUACUUAUCUGUCGUGUUUUUUUUUUUUCUUUUCUUUUUAAACUCAGUGAAACCAAAACUGGAAGCAACCCAAAUGUUCAUGGACAUCCAGGUGAUACACACACAGAACUGAUAAACAUCCAAUAUUAUUGGCAGAUCUGCUGAGUAAGAAGUUGGCCAUGAAUGAGCCCAUAAGACCAAACUAAUCUACAGUACUGUUUAUCCUUUUUUAAGGUUGAGGCUUUGAGAUAAACGGAAUUGUCCAUACUUCCAGCUUAGUGUUAGUUACACAGUGUAUGCAUUUACCAAAUCUCAUCAAGCUGUCAUUGAAAUGUCUUCAUUCUGUUGAAAAUUAUGCUGUUGAUAAGGAAAUUAGGGUGAAUACAUUCAAAAUAUAUUAUGUACGUAUAUGAAAUUAUCAAGGAGUAAAAAGUUAUUUUUAAAAAAUUAACCUUAUACGCACACUAAAAUAGUAAGCCACAGCUCAGUUUGACCACAGGAGAAAGAGUGGUAGAUCCCACUACUCUUCCAUCCUGGCCAACGAGACUGUAAUUUAAUGAGUGGGGUGUUAGACAACCCCAAACCUUGCUAAGCCCCCAUACUAUAUAUGUGAGGCACAUAGGAGGGAGUCCCUCACGUAAGAGUGUGGUUGAAGUCUUUUUAAAAUUAAUUUUUAAUUGUUUUUAUUGAGGUAUACAUUUUUCUCCACUCCCCUCUUUUCCUCCUCUCUCUCCCCUUUUACCUUCUCCUGUGAUCCCCACAUUCCCAAUUAACUCAGGAGAUCUUGGCAAGACAUUGGGUGAAGUUUUGAAGAAUUAUUUUCAACAAAACACUUAAAAUUUGCUGUGAAGAUUGCUUA
This is a messenger RNA of Chionomys nivalis (European snow vole), 3498 nucleotides long. RefSeq names its product N-acetylated alpha-linked acidic dipeptidase 2 (gene Naalad2). Gene Ontology annotation, molecular function: carboxypeptidase activity. The record is from RefSeq and is a predicted model, not a curated record. Lineage: Eukaryota; Metazoa; Chordata; Mammalia; Rodentia; Cricetidae. The coding region runs from base 63 to 2462 and encodes 799 amino acids. The transcript has 21 exons.